Mustela lutreola (European mink) is the source of this 781-nucleotide messenger RNA. RefSeq names its product phosphoinositide interacting regulator of transient receptor potential channels (gene PIRT). The record is from RefSeq and is a predicted model, not a curated record. The transcript has 2 exons. NCBI's taxonomy places the organism in Eukaryota, Metazoa, Chordata, Mammalia, Carnivora, Mustelidae. Gene Ontology annotation, biological process: phosphatidylinositol-mediated signaling; positive regulation of cation channel activity. Gene Ontology annotation, molecular function: phosphatidylinositol bisphosphate binding; transmembrane transporter binding. Bases 256 to 696 code for a protein of 146 amino acids.
CUGACGUCAGGAACUUAGAUCUUCCCGUCAUCACACACAGAUACAACAGAUAAGCCCGCGGACUUGCCGGCAUCACGAAGGAGUGAUUUUUCUCGGAAGCCCUGCCUGUCCCGUGACUGUGCCAAGACCCACAUCGCCUCCUAACACAAAACCCAGUGUCGCCCUCCACUGAGAGCCAGACCAGAGACGGAUGCUGAGAACAGGAAGGGCGUGUGGGGACUCCUUGGGCUUCACCCUGGUUUCUAAGUGUUGCGGAUGCCAGGUGCCCAGUCCCGUGGAGCCAUGACGAUGGAGGCUCUCCCCAAGGCCCCGGAGGUCGACGAGAAGUCUCCAGAGUCCAAGGACCUGCUGCCCAGCCAGACAGCCAGCUCCCUGUGCAUCAGCUCCAGAAGCGAGUCGGUGUGGACCGCCACCCCCCGGAGUAAGUGGGAAAUCUACCGCAAACCCAUCAUUAUCAUGUCGGUGGGCGGCGCCAUCCUCCUCUUCGGUGUGGUCAUUACCUGCUUGGCCUACACCCUGAAGCUGGGUGUCAACAGCCUUAAGGUCCUUAAGAUGAUAGGGCCUGCCUUCCUGUCUCUGGGACUCAUGAUGCUGGUGUGCGGGCUGGUGUGGGUGCCCAUCAUCAAGAAGAAACAGAAGCAGAAACAGAAGUCAGUUUUCUUCCAGACUCUCAAGUCCUUCUUCCUGAAUCGCUGAUGGUGGCCUCACUUUCUCUUCUCCUCGUCACCCUGCUGCCUCGCCCGGGAGGAGAUCUGCAACGUCCAACAUUCCCCAUCUUCUU